This is a messenger RNA of Lodderomyces beijingensis, 960 nucleotides long. The record is from the annotation of a GenBank genome assembly. Lineage: Eukaryota; Fungi; Ascomycota; Pichiomycetes; Serinales; Debaryomycetaceae.
AUGAAACCUUUGUUACACCGCUUUUUGUUGGUGGUUUUUUUUAGCUUCUUCAGGCUUGCGUUAACGGCCCCUGCGAGUGACACGGGAAACGGGACCACGGUUGAAGCCGCUGAUUUCUCGAAAGAUGUCAAUUCGCUAGUGGUGGCCUUGCAGGACUUCAAUGCCCACCAACAUCUCCCUACUUAUAUGCAUGGCAGCAGACUUAGAACCUCGUCACAGCCAAGAAUGCACAUGACGAAACGGUCGGACAUCCCCAUCUUGGAUAGCAUGUUUGCCUACUUGGCCGAUAGCGGAUUUGCAAUUACCUUUAUUGAUUUUGUGCUUUUGAGGCGCGAGUUGUUGCAAGUUGUCAUCAACACCACCAUUUGGGUGAUAAGAUUGAGGUUGAUUAGCUUGCCCAACUUGUUGAGUGCUUUGGAAGACUCGGGGUUGGUUGUGCAGACGUUGCAGUUGGGUUUGGAAGACCCCGACAUCAUGCCCGGGUUGAUUCGCAUAACGCGCGAAGUCUUGAGCCAGACCGAUCUCAGCAACGUCAAUCUACUCAAUAAGCGUGGGGACGAGACCCAGGGUGUGGCUGCGAUUACCGCAUCGAACAAACGAUCAACAGUUUUCCACUGGGACUGGGAAAAGAGAGAUAACCCAAUCAUGACGGAGCUAUUCACGGCGUUGAAGGACUCGGGUUUGGCGGCUGCCGUGGUGAGCCAUUUACUAACCAGCGAAAGAUUGGUUGAAGCAAAUGCCCAUUUCCUCGUGUCUAUCUUGGAGUCUCACGCUUUGAAUCUAGCUGACUUGGUGCAAGCACUAAAGAAGUCGCGUUUUUUCUGGGGUUUGGCUAAACAGUUCAUGAAGAAUCCACAGGUUGUCAAGGAGCUCGGAAGCACGAUAGUACUGCGCGUGGCCAAGGGGUUGAUUCCAAAGCUGUUGAUCACGGACUGGGAAGCCUUGGGCUUGGUUGGCUGA